This is a messenger RNA of Bombyx mori (domestic silkworm), 5164 nucleotides long. RefSeq lists its product as uncharacterized. The record is from RefSeq and is a predicted model, not a curated record. The transcript is spliced from 6 exons. Gene Ontology annotation, cellular component: cytoplasm; ribonucleoprotein complex; nucleus. Gene Ontology annotation, molecular function: ATP binding; RNA binding; RNA helicase activity. Bases 226 to 3195 code for a protein of 989 amino acids. NCBI's taxonomy places the organism in Eukaryota, Metazoa, Arthropoda, Insecta, Lepidoptera, Bombycidae.
AGGUCAUAAAAUCUCUUAAAAAAUGUCCGAUAUUUUCCAUCCAGCGCCAUUCGCCAUCUUGUUUUGUAGUUCGUUGAGAUCAUUUAGAUCGUUUCGUCUAGCGGUGCGCUAAUAAGUUUGAACACUAAGUUCAACAUUUACGAGAAAAAAGUGCCUACAUUUAAUAAAUCAGAUUAUAAUUAGAAUUAGGUGUUUUGCAUCAUCGUUUGUAUAGCUAAAAACACAAUGGGCCGCGGAAGGGACCGUAGUCGUGAUAGGCGUCGCAGUCGAUCUCGAAGCCGAAGUAGGAGUCGCAGCCGUAGCAGAAGCCCUCGUUAUGGACUGGGCUCAGGUGGUGGUGGUGGUGGUUAUGGCGGUGGUGGACGCAGAAGUAACCCGGGAGCCAGCCUUCGGAAACCUAAGUGGGACUUGAGUCGUUUAAAACCAUUUAAGAAAGAUUUUUAUGUCCCACAUUUAGACGUUGAAAAGAGACCUGAAUCGGAUGUUGAAGCCUGGAGAAGUGAAAAUGAAAUUACUUUGAAAGGUCGAAAUAUACCAAAACCAACACUUACUUUUGAUGAGGCUGGUUUUCCAGAUUAUGUUAUGGAUGAAAUAGAUAAAAUGGGGUUUGCUAAGCCUACACCCAUUCAAGCCCAAGGUUGGCCUAUUGCUCUUAGUGGCCAUGACAUGGUAGGAAUAGCAUCAACAGGUUCUGGAAAAACUCUUUCCUAUAUAUUGCCUGCAAUUGUACAUAUUAACAAUCAACCUAAGUCCAGUAGAGGGGAUGGACCAAUAGCACUGGUACUGGCACCCACUAGAGAAUUAGCCCAACAAAUACAAGAAGUUUGUGAUAAAUUUGCAAAUACAUCAAAAAUUCACAACACUUGUUUGUUUGGAGGUGCACCUAAAGGACCACAAGCAAGAGAUUUAGAUGCAGGUGUAGAAAUAGUGAUUGCAACACCUGGUAGAUUGCUUGAUUUCUUAGAAAGUGGACGUACAAAUCUGAAACGUUGUACAUACUUAGUUCUUGAUGAAGCUGAUAGAAUGUUGGACAUGGGUUUUGAACCUCAAAUAAGGAAAAUUAUUGAGCAAAUAAGGCCUGAUCGUCAAACUCUCAUGUGGUCAGCAACUUGGCCUAGAGAAGUACAAAGCUUGGCUUCAGAGUUUCUUAAAGACUAUCUUCAAAUUAAUGUUGGUUCUUUGCAACUUGCUGCCAACCAUAAUAUAUUACAAAUAAUUGAUGUAUGCAUGGAGUAUGAAAAAGAAACCAAACUGAGUACUCUAUUAAAAGAAAUCAUGGCUGAAAAAGAAAAUAAAACUAUUAUAUUUAUUGAAACCAAAAGGCGCGUUGAUGAUAUAACUAGAAAAAUGAAACGUGACGGAUGGCCAGCAGUGUGUAUUCAUGGUGACAAAUCACAAAAUGAAAGAGAUUGGGUGCUUCAAGAUUUUCGUAGUGGAAAAGCUCCUAUUCUUGUAGCAACUGAUGUAGCAGCUAGAGGAUUAGAUGUUGAUGAUGUGAAAUUUGUCAUCAAUUUUGAUUAUCCUAGCAACUCUGAAGAUUAUGUUCACCGGAUUGGAAGAACAGGAAGAACAAACAAAACUGGAACUGCAUACACUUUCUUUACGCCUUCGAAUGCUGCUAAGGCUUCAGAUUUGAUUUCUGUAUUGAAGGAAGCUAAACAAGUUGUAAAUCCAAAAUUGCAAGAACUUUCCGAACAACGCGGUGGUGGUGGCGGUGGGCGACGUCAUCGCGGACGAGGUGGUCGGUAUCGUCGCAGACGGUCUCGGUCUCGAUCUAGGUCGCGGAGACGUCGUACUCGCUCACGAUCGCGUUCACGAGACCGACGCCGCCGCCGCCAUAGCUCUUCGAGGUCGUCCAGAAGCAAAUCUUCCCGAUCGUCAAGAAGCCGUUCCCGAUCCCGGUCUCGAUCUCGUAGUCGAUCACGUUCAGGCAAGUGCAGUCCAGUGAAGGAUUCUGUGGAAAUCACGCCGAAGCCGGCGCCUCAGGCAUUGUUACCUACACCGAAAACGCUCUUACCGACUCCCAUUGGCCCACAACUUCCCGUCCCUGAUAGGUUUAAUAACAGAUGUCCACCAACCCCACCUUCCAAAAACGAGUUACCAUAUACUAAUAGAACAGACAUGACUGAAAAUGGGAGUAUUAAUAGUAGUAACGGUAAUAAUAAUCAAAAUCAAAACCAACACCAACCACAGCAUCCGCUUCCAUCUCAGAUACCCCCUUUAAUGGCCUUAAAUCCCCAAAUGAAUAUGUCAAUACCUCCACCACCUAUGAAUAAUCCCCCUUUUGUAAUGCCUCCUUUUUUCCCUGCUGAUCAAUAUGGUAUGAUGUUACCACCAAACUUCGCCCCUAAUCCUAUGAUGUCUUCUGGUGGUUGGUCUGCGCCUCCUCCACCUCCUCCUCCGCCACCUCCAUCCGAUAUGGCUAAUGGGAUUCACGGUAGAGGCUCAGGCCAAAGUGGCCUUGAGUUAGAUUCCAGAAAACGAGGAGUCUAUGGAUCUAGUUCCGGCGGCCUCGGCUUGGGCAGCGGCUCUACAGGCCCCCCCGCCUCUGGUGGAGGUCUCGGCUCAAGCAAUAAUUUGGGAUCUGGAGGGGGCUUGGGCUCUAGCAGCGGGCUCGGCACUGGCGGUGGGCUGGGUUCCGGCGGAGGUCUCGGCUCUGGUGGAGGUCUCGGAGCUGAUAACGGUUCCGGUGGAGGCCUUGGCUCCGGAGGGGGCCUUGGCUCCGAGUCUUCUGGACCACGGUCUAGAGGCCGAGAUAGGCGCCGUCGUGGAAGAGGACGUGAUCAUGACAACCGUGACUCCGACAGUCUCAACUCUGGUGGCCUCGGGUCUUAUGGACUCGGAGGCUCCGAGGGCGGCGGCCUGGGCCAGUCUUCUGGCUACGGUCUCUCUGGCGGUCCUGGUGUACCCCAUGGGAGCCUACUGCCGCGCAUGCUCCCUCAAAAUGGUGCUGAUAAUAGGUCAAAUGGCGCCAACUUCACUGCUUUUGGUUCUUAUGGACCCAAAAAUAAACAUUUAAAUGAAGAAGGUAAUGAAGGUUACAAUAAUGAUGAACAAAAUGGACCCAUACAAUAUUAUGAGCAACAAAACUCUGGACCUGACAGACCUUACAGCAUGUUGCAGCCAGGACUGAGCGAUGCGCAGGCGAAUGGCUCCAUGGGGUAUAAUGACCGCCAGAGGAAUCGCCGACGGUGAACUUUGGAGGUUUGUUAUAUUCAAACCAAUGCAAACUUACCUCAUAUUGAUACGCACAAACAUAUACACACACAUUUACUACAAAUGCCUUAUUACAAUAUUACUAAACGGUACAUAAUUCAUGUAUUAAAAUAAAACGUAAACUGUGCAAAAGAAAAUAAGAACAGGAUCGACACUUAGGCAUAGUCAUUUUCAAAUUAUGAAAGAAAAAACAUGAUCAAAUUCUUUCAGUCCAAACACCAAAUACCUUAAAUCACUGAUUUGAAAUUUAAACAUAUUACUUCCCUAAAUGAAUUAAUGAUGAAGCCUUUUCUGCUGAAUUAAGACCAUUUUGAAAGAAAUUUUACUGUUAGCAAAAUUGGCUAUAUCCUAUUCUUGUUUUCAUCGCACCAUGAUUAUUAUUAUAACAGACAACUGCAAAAUAGUUGUUUUGUUAUUUUACUUUAAAUAUCUGCAAACACAAAUUUUUAAAAGUUUUAACGAAAAUGUGUUUUUUUUAUUACAGAAAACGGUCACAAUGGUGAUUCCCGUCGACGAAGAAGACGAUAAACAUCGCAACACGCCUUGCACGACCUAAUCUGGUUUAUUCAUUAUUGUUUCAUUCCAUGAUUGUAUCAUAUCCAUAAUAAUUUUGUGAACAUUUGCACAUAUUGAUCUAAAAAAAGAUAGAAAACGAAUCUGCAUUUUUGAAGACUAAAAAAUUUAAUCCAGUAAUUUAAAAUUUUUAAUGUGCUUGUCUUAUUGUUAGGGCAGUUGCACUUUCAUGGGAGAUUAGGGAGAACAACACCUUAAUAAUGAACGUGGAACUGAUUCACAUAUUUUUGUGGAUCUAGGACACUAUAUACCAUGAUUCUAGUGUAAUAUGUGGAGCGGCUCUAUAAGUAAUUAAAUCUAUCAUUUGGCAAAUUCCGAAAUUUAUUAGAAAAAUGCAAUAUUUAUUAGCUUAAAGCCCAACAGCCAGUCUAAAUCAAAUAGUCUUAUGCAUAAGGCUGCGAAACAUCAAUGAAUAAUCUACUUUAAUAGAUUAAAUAUUGUGCACAUUUAUUACAAUAUGUGGUCUCUUACAUUUUAAAUUUGACGGUAAUUUAAAUACAUCGUUUACUAAAUAUAAAUAAUGAUUAUGAAAUAAGAACUUAAAAUACAUCAUAUUAAACAGUUUAUUAUUUGACAAAUAUUGAAAAGUGCAAUAAUGAUCACUUGGCAACCCUACUGAUGCUACUUGCAUGGAGGACACAAAUAAACUCCAAUACAUGCUGGUAAAGUGCAUUUCAAUAAAAUAUAAAAACUUGCGGUAAGAUAUUCAAUUGAAUUUAAAAAAAAUUGUUUGUUUUCAAAUCAUAUUACUUUAAAUCACAACUAAAAAUGUGCAUAAAUCCAAUGUAAGCAAGUUAAGAAAUAGAGGCUAAGAAUUUUUGAUGAGAACGAAUGUUCUCACAAGUUCUGCUAGCCGUACAAACUGAACAUCCGAGACACAUGUGCACUUGUUAGUCAAUCUUAGCGGACAAGGGUUGAAAAUGAAUUAAGGACUAUGGGAUUUGCUAGCAUUCGCUCGGUUUUGUCAGUUCAAAUUGAUAAGUACUAAGAUUGACUAGGUUUUCUUCGCUUGCUCACACUAGAUUGGUGCAAAGUGAUGGUUUACAUGUUUGUCUGUUGACAUUCGCUUGAUUUGUUUGCUGAUAAGUUUUAAUAUCAUAAAAUAUAGUGUAUAAUAAACAUUUUUUGUAAUGAGUAGAUGUAGGGAUAAUUUUUUACCUACUACAUUUCAUAGUGCACAAGAUGCACCGUUUAUUAAAGACGGUACUAAUUCUAGGGUCAGCAGACUAAAGCACAUAAGUCAAAAAACUCUACUUUACAGGAAUUAAAAAAAACUAUUUAGAAUCUUAUACAUUAACAAACUUAAUAAUGUUUAUUUGAAUUAUAUAAGUCUAUAACACUAACUUAUUAUUAAAAUUAAAUAUUUUAAAGUAAA